AUGCAGCAGACGCAGCAGCAGACGCAACAGCAGCAGCAGCAGCAGACGCAACAGCAGCAGCAGCAGCAGCAGCAGCAGACGCAGCAGCAGACGCAGCAGCAGCAGACGCAGCAGCAGCAGACGCAGCAGCAGCAGACGCAGCAGCAGACGCAGCAGCAGCAGACGCAGCAGCAGACGCAGACGCAGCAGCAGCAGCAGCAGACGCAGCAGCAGCAGACGCAGCAGCAGCAGCAGCAGACGCAGCAGCAGCAGACGCAGCAGCAGCAGCAGGAGAGGCCUGAGGCAGGACCUGUACAAAGCUUCCUGACUCCACAAGUGAACAGAGUCAAAUAA
Molecule: messenger RNA, 333 nt
Organism: Knipowitschia caucasica
Lineage: Eukaryota; Metazoa; Chordata; Actinopteri; Gobiiformes; Gobiidae
Source: the annotation of a GenBank genome assembly